This is a messenger RNA of Dromaius novaehollandiae (emu), 7371 nucleotides long. RefSeq names its product abl interactor 2 (gene ABI2). The transcript is spliced from 11 exons. Gene Ontology annotation, cellular component: lamellipodium; actin-based cell projection; SCAR complex. Lineage: Eukaryota; Metazoa; Chordata; Aves; Casuariiformes; Dromaiidae. Bases 194 to 1639 code for a protein of 481 amino acids. Gene Ontology annotation, biological process: neuron migration. Gene Ontology annotation, molecular function: SH3 domain binding; signaling adaptor activity. The record is from RefSeq and is a predicted model, not a curated record.
CGGGCGCAUGCGCAGGAGGUGCCGCCCGGCCGCGCCCCGCCCCCGCCGCGGAGGGGGUCUCGCGCGCUGCCUGCCCGCGGCGCGAGGCCGGGCCCGGGCGGCGGGUAGCGGGGCGGGGGGCGGCGGGGGGCAGCGGCGGCGGCGGCGGCGGGACGGGACGGGACGGGACGGGCGGGGGUGAGAGGAUGUGAAGAUGGCGGAGCUGCAGAUGCUGCUGGAGGAGGAGAUCCCGGGGGGGCGCCGGGCCCUGUUCGACAGCUACACGAACCUCGAGCGGGUGGCCGAGUACUGCGAGACCAACUACAUCCAGUCAGCGGACAAGCAGCGAGCCCUAGAAGAAACCAAAGCCUACACAACCCAGUCAUUAGCAAGCGUAGCCUAUCUGAUCAACACUUUGGCCAACAAUGUUCUCCAAAUGCUGGAUAUCCAGGCAUCCCAGCUUCGACGCAUGGAAUCUUCGAUCAACCAUAUUUCACAAACGGUGGACAUUCACAAAGAGAAAGUUGCUAGAAGAGAAAUUGGUAUCUUGACUACAAACAAAAACACCUCAAGAACUCACAAAAUCAUUGCACCAGCUAACCUGGAGCGACCAGUUCGCUACAUCAGGAAACCUAUUGAUUAUACAAUUCUAGAUGAUAUUGGACAUGGAGUGAAGUGGUUGCUUAGAUUUAAGGUCAGCACGCAGAAUAUGAAGAUGGGUGGGCUGCCUCGUACGACACCACCCACCCAGAAGCCACCAAGUCCACCAAUGUCAGGAAAAGGAACUAUUGGGCGUCACUCUCCCUAUCGCACGUUGGAGCCAGUGCGUCCUCCGGUGGUACCAAAUGACUACGUGCCUAGCCCAACACGCAAUAUGGCUCCCUCACAACAGAGCCCUGUUAGAACGGCAUCUGUCAAUCAGAGGAAUCGCACAUACAGCAGCAGCGGGAGCAGUGGAGGAAGCCACCCAAGUAGUCGGAGCAGCAGUCGAGAGAACAGUGGAAGUGGAAGUGUGGGUGUUCCUAUUGCUGUUCCCACACCGUCUCCUCCCAGUGUCUAUCCAGGCCACCCAGUUCAGUUCUACAGCAUGAACAGGCCUGCAUCUCGACACACGCCCCCGACAAUAGGGGGUUCUUUGCCAUAUCGGCGUCCUCCUUCAAUCACAUCACAGACGAGCCUUCAGAACCAGAUGAAUGGAGGGCCUUUUUAUAACCAGAACCCAGCAUCCCUUGCUCCUCCUCCCCCCUCCAUCCUACAGGUAACUCCACAGUUACCAUUAAUGGGAUUUGUGGCCAGAGUUCAAGAAAACAUUUCAGAUACUCCUCCUCCGCCACCGCCUGUGGAUGAGCCAGUGUUUGAUGAAUCCCCACCUCCACCCCCACCUCCAGAGGAUUAUGAGGAGGAGGAAGCAGCUGUGGUGGAGUACAGCGAUCCCUAUGCUGAAGAGGACCCUCCUUGGGCACCAAGGACCUACUUAGAAAAGGUGGUGGCGAUUUAUGACUACACGAAGGACAAGGAAGAUGAGCUCUCAUUUCAGGAAGGUGCCAUCAUUUAUGUCAUCAAGAAGAAUGAUGAUGGCUGGUAUGAAGGGGUCAUGAAUGGAGUGACAGGCCUCUUCCCAGGGAACUAUGUGGAGUCCAUCAUGCAUUACUCAGAGUGAACACCAGAGGACCGAGCACUGCACCUGCUGCUGCAGGAGCUCUCAGGGCUUCCCAGAUCUCCACCAGCCUCUGGGGCCCGAUCCAAAAUAACUGAAUGAAGGAUAAUUGUAACAACCACUCUUUGUUUCUUUUUUUUUUUUUUCCUGCCAUCAUAAAACAAUAGUGAUUUGAGUUGUUUGAACAAAUGGCUCUUCCGGCUGCCAGCAGUGGCUGUCAUGAGCCAUCUGACAUUGAAUUAAGCUGAUCCAUUCAGAUGUAACAAACUUGUUGAGUAGCUGAUACUUCACCCAAAUUCUGACUUCUUCUGGCAGGCUCUGGGAUCUGUCUCAGGAAUACUGUGUGCCCUUGUGGUACCACCCUUGGCAGCAGUGCCUGGCGCACGGGAUGUCCUGGAUGCUUGUGAUGAAGGGUUCCUGGCCAGUGGACAUUCCUCCCUGUUUCUACACUACACUCCUGUGCAGCUGGAAGAACACUCGUGUGCUAGCAAACACGGAUUUGUACACAAGGCUGUUCGUGUAUCUGACUUCCAGAUAGUUCCUUACGUCUCUAGCCUAAGCACCUCUGCAGCUGCUCUGCACAUGUAGGCUGACACAGGGGCACACAGAGCUGGCUUUGAUUCAUUCACCUUUCAGUUUAGACAAUUAAGAUGGCUGCAGCCCAGAGGACACCCAUCCCCAUUUCCUCAUCUUUUGAAUGCCACAGGUUUGUUUUUUGUUAUGCACUGAGGUAAAUGUGCUCCUCUCCGCUGCAGGCUCCCAGCUGUGGGUGCUGAUGGGUUAAACAGAACUCACUGAUGCCGCUGACGGUGAAGGGGAAAUGAAGUUUACAGGUCCUCCUGGGGUCUGAGGAUAAACUCUAGGGGCUGUGAUCUGAGGUUCAAAUCUACUCACGCCUGCUUGCACUAGAGCAACUUACCCCCAACUUUAGUCUUAUGCACAAUAUAAUCUUAAAAAAAAAAAAAACCAAUCAGGUAUUGUAAAUUGGCUAUUUUGUACUUGAUGACUAGAUUUGCAUAUGUACUGUGAGAGCCCUGUGCAGAGGCAGGACAAACGGCAAUUGUCGUCUUCAAGUCUGUUGCCAAAAUCUCUUCAGUGGAAGUUUAAAGGGCUGUUGUGUGUACUGGUUUCCCAUGGAAAUCCAAGCAGUAACUAGUAGUAGUCUUAGCUCUUCCCCCAGCCCUCUCCAUUGUUAUGAAGAAAUAGAUACUUUGAACUGUACUGAUGGAUGUGGGGUGGAGUAAUACCAAGUGAAGGCUCUGUAGCCCCUUCUGUUGAUCGUUUGCUUUUUAAUCUAGUCUCAGUUAAAAAUACUCCACUCUGGUUCUAUCUAGCAGAUCAGUGUUAAGCGAUGGCUGCACUAGUCUGCCUUUUGGAAGGACAUAACGCUCUCUUUGGGUUAAUGUCAUGCAUUAACAGAAUGAAUGCAUUAAACCUAGUGGCCUGCAGAUUUGGCUGGAUCUUCCAUUGUGAGAGGCUUCUGGGCCAGGGCAUCUUCCUGGACAAUGUUUGACUGCUUCCUGUCUCAGUUGUGGCUGGUACCAACAGUAGCUUGUCACAGUCUCUCUAAUGCUGCAGCUGUCUUCUGAGGCCUGUGCGUGAAACAGAGUGGUGAAGAGAACUACCUGGAGGCUGAGUUUGUGAUGUUACUGGCAAAGAUGCAGGGAAUUGACCCAAUCCCCUGACUUGGUAACUAGUGUGCUGCCAGGCCAGAGGUGCAGGUUUGGUGCAAACUUGGGCAGGGAGGAGCCACAGCUGGUCAAGGGGGAAGAAGGAGGAAAGAAACAAUCCCAGGUGUGUUUCUGUGGGAUAUGGAUGAGUCUCAUAACCUGGGGUGAGCCUGCAGGAAGAGCGCGUGUAAUGCCUGUGCAAGGAACCAGUUUGGUUAAAGCCCGCACUAGCUAUGACUUUGAAGGAAGUGGUGCAAGGCUAGCAGCCACUUACCCUGCUCAGCACAUAGCUGUGUAGCCAAGACACUCGUCUUCUUUCUGGAAGGUAGCAGCAUCAUUUGGGAUGAAUGUUAGUCAGAACUGGUACUUUCUGCCUCCCUCUGAGAAGGCUUUUGUAGACCAGCAGAACUACCAGAAGCAGCCAUGUUCAGGUUGCUUAGCCCUUUGUUCCUCUGGGAGCGUUACCUGGGAAAACUGGUUUAGAGGGGCUUGAAUGACUGUUUCUAACAGAGGGCAGGUCUCCACAUUUUGUGCAGCCGGGUGGUGCUUGCAGCCAGGCUAGAGCCCAGGGUGACUGAAAUGCAGCAGUGUUACACAAUUUUUCAGUGCUUGCGAGGUGGCUAUGUGUGCCAGGACUGUCAGCAUUUCCCUGCUUCUCCAGCCAUGGGUGUAUUUGUGGCAAAGAUGACUGUGCAUAGAGUGACAUGAGUAUGUGAGCAAAUGUGUCAAGUUAGAGCCGCUUAAUGAGUUACAGUUCAUCAACUAAUCCUGCUCACUCUAGGUCUGUGCACCCAUGCUCAGCCAAACCCAGGUGGGAGGUAUUGCAUUAGUGAAACGCAUGUUUAACUCACAGGUGCUCUAAGAGCAUGCGCUUGACUAUUUCUGACUGGUGGGUGGUGACAGUGUGCAUGUCCAUUGGUGUGUGAUACAUGCCUGUAUCCUUAAUUGUCAUUAAACUGUGUGUGGGGUUUUUUUUGUUUUGUUUUGUUUUGUUUUGUUUUUUUCCCUUCUCCAUCUUGCAAAGUUUUCUGCCAGAGCGGAGGAUUGUAAGCCCAGAAAGUGCUGAAUGCUUACCAGCGCUCAGCAUAGCGGGCAAGGCUGCAGACCCUUGAAAAUGGAACGUGUGAAGCGCCUUGACUAACUGGCUUUGGUUUAUGGGACAGUGUUUUGUCCCUGCUGGCACAUGGUGGUUGUUUUGUUUUGUUUAAAUCCUGCAAGAACUACUGUGGAUGCAAUUUUUUUGGUCACCGCCUGCUGGUUUUAUGCUUAUUAUGCAGUAUUAAUGUAAAGACAUUUGUUGAGGUUUACGCAUACUUUUUUAAUUUCUGACAGUUUUGAGUCUGUAGGUUGUCUGGGAACAAGUUGAUAUUAACGAUCAUAGACCAGCCCAAAGUAAUCAGGCUUUGUAUAUUAAUGUUACAUAGACUGCAUGAUAGUGAGGGUUGUGUUUUUAGUUUUGUUGCUUGUAAUUCUCCUCCUCAAAAAAACCACAACACUCCACCCACCCUUCUUUUCCCCUUUUUAUUUACAGGUUUACUUUAAAAAAGGGGUGGGGAAGUUGGGGGGUGGGGGGGGGGGAGGCCCUCAGUAUUUCAAAUAGAUGCAAAAACUUUUCCUCCUUGAGUCCUGCUGUCACAGCUGGAGGGGUUCAGCAUUGUAGGGUGUGGAGUAGCGCAGGGGGGGAGUGUGCAUGUGCAAGGCGGGGUUUUUGGGGGGGGGGGGGGGGGGGAGGAGACGCACCAGACUAGCCCAGAGUGCUGUACAGCCAAAAUGCAUGUUUCGCCCUUACUGAGUGCUGCCUUAGCCCAGCCAGCUGUUUUCAGUGUGCACAGAAACGCGGCAGGAGUCUCUAGCCGCAUAUGUACUUUGCUUUGGUUUCUUGUAGCAGAGUUCUUCCCUGCUCCAGGCCCAGGGACAAUGCUACUAACCACCAGCUGUCUGCUCUGCCAUGUGCCUGUGCCAAGGGCAGGCCCAUGCUGUCCCCAGGGAGUGCAGGAAGAGGUUGUUUUGGUGUCUCUGUUUCAGGUUAACAGAGGAGGGUGAGGCUGUGUCUUGCUUUUUCUUUUUUUUUUUUUUUUUUUUCCUUUCUUUUUUUUCUUUUUUUUUCCAUUUUUUUUUGGGGGGGGGGGGGGGGGUGUCCCUCACUGGCUGUUGCAGCAGAGGCAGGAGCAGUCUUGCCCUGGUGCCAUAGCCCAGCACUGGCAAAGGGGCAGACUGCACUUUUAUGUAGGGCUUUCUCCAUCAGGCAUGACUUGCAGCAGCAGGACUGACUCUCCUUUUCUGGCAGGGGCUGCUGCCUGGCUGGGCUGCAUGUCCGAGGCUGGAGGCAGUAGGUUUGUGCACUGCUGCAGGUUGCACUUCUGUGGCGUCUCCCACUUGCACACUGGGUGCCGAGUUAGCGCUGUGCCCUUCCACCACUUCCUAGUGAGCGCUGUGGCUGUGCCCAGGCUCUGGCAAUGGGAUCUCGUUUUUACCUACGUCUCUGGGCUUCUGGCUUAAAAGGGAACCUUUGACUUUUUCCUGUACAGAAAGGACAAGACUUCAUGCUGGGUAUGUAAGCUGGGGGCCUUUACAGGGCUUCUCUUCCCAGAGGUUUUUUUUUUUUUUUUUUUCCCCCCCCCCCCCCCCCCCCCUCCAAGUGGGAUGGGACAUCUUGUGAAAUAGGUAGAGUGUGUAUUCUGCAGGGCAACUUGUUGGGAGUAGCUAGAGGAUGCUGUUAGUAAGACCAUGGAGCUGUGGUUACUUGCUUUUAGCUUUUAGACUCUCUGUUUGAGCACUGCAGCAUUUUAGAAAACAUGCAUAACCCAUAGAGGGAGGCUUUAGUGCCUGUGCUGACAGCAGUGGCAGCGAGAAAUGUGCAGAGCUGUUGCAUUCACAAAGGCAAACAUUUUACUUAAUCCAUAUUAUUUGGUCUUAGAGAGUGUUGCAAACUCACAGGUAGCCCAAUGGCAUAUAGCUUAUGGGGAACCAGUUUUUCUAGAAUUUACUGUUGCUUGCAGGUGUAGUCUCCACCUUCCCCACGCUUUGGCACCGCUCAGUUUUAGGCACAGCCACAUUUUGUGGGUGAAAUGCUUAGACAGAGGUGAAAAUAGUGCAAGGGGGAAUAGUCUUUGCUGAAGUCAGUGUGUAGUUACAGUCCUAUUGCUCUACUUUUUGAUUUUGAAACUGCAAGAACAGAGGGACCAUCACCUCGUGUCCUUGGGAAGGUUGCUGAAAGCUUGAUGUGGCCAAAGUUUGCCAACUGCUGGUGCAAAGAGUAAUUCACCGACUAUGGUGUUCUGCUGCUUUUGUUAGAAAAACCCAGUAUGUGUUUUGUGCAACUUCCUGCAAAUGCAGAAAGUGGCUUUUCUUUGGUACUCUGAACGCGCUGAUUUUAUUUGCACCUUUGCUUAUUACUAGGCACGUGUUACAAAAGGGUAAAGUCAGCAGCAGCCUGUUGUCCAGAGGUAAGCCUACACCCAGCAACUUGUUGAACACCUACACGGUGACUCUGCUGGAAUGUGUGCAGUGCAUUUGUUCCUGUUUCUCUUAAAACCUCAGAAAAUCCUACCACUAUUGACUAAUAAGGAAGAGCUGUGUACAAAUUCAUUUCCAUUACAGAGCCUUGCUAAAGUGCUGACAUGUCUGAGUUUUUUUUGUAAAGAACAAGUGCUUCUUUUCACAUUUGAAAAAGUGUCUUUUGCAACUUGCAUGGACAAGUAAUUUCUAUGAAUUCUCUGGAAAUGUCAGUGUCUAACAUGGAUUUUGUCCAUGCAGUUUUUUCUGAAAGCAGAACCCUCCCCCCCCUUUGGUUUAUGGUCAGAGGAGAAGCACUCUUGUGCUUUUGAUUCUGGUACUGCUGAUGCAGUGGAUGUGUGCAGAGCCCACUGUAAAUGCUGAUGACCAAGCCUGCAGGACUCCGGGGAGCUGUGUGCCGCCAGUAACGUUUUAUUGUGUGUGCCAUUUGAACCACCUUCCAGUGAGUGCAAAACCCAAUUUUUAAAUUUUUUAAUUGUACUUGGAAUUAACUGUUGCUGUGUACUAAACCCUCUUGUUACAAGCCCUAAAUAAAAAGAACAAAGCACA